AUGGCGAAUCAGAACUUUAUCCGUCAGAUCGAGAACUCUGACGAGUUCAAGCUGCUCGAUGCCGUGGUCAAGGAUGAGACAACAGUGCAAGAUGCAGUCCAAAAGAUGGUUGACAAAACCAUGGAGGCAUUGGCCCUCCAUGGGCCAACCAAGCACAACGGAGUCGGGCUGCCUGAUUACAACAUCUCCCUCGCAGUCUUAGAGCUCGCCCAGCGCCUCGACCCAUCAGACCACACCAAGCUCGUCGAAUUCACCACUCAUCUGCAACAACAACAGGCCAUCGACUCAUCCACAAAGGAGCCCCUCAAGGUUCAGGGGAGAAUCCUGUGGACUGACAUGCCAUCUUUCGGCUACACAGAGCUGGAGACAUGGUACGAAUUUGGUGGUGCUCAUAAGAAUCCCUGUGAUUCCGCACUGGGUCCAGAACAGCGCGAUCGUUGGGUCAAAUUGAACGCUUUCCUCGCUCAGCUGACCCAGGCGGCUCCAGUUGGCUACCCUUCCCCCGGGGAAGAGGCCCGGUUUUUGCCCUUGGAUGAAUCUCUCCGUGCGGUCUGGGCAAUCUCAAUGGCACUGGAGAAUGAAUCUUCACCAGCCACCCUGAACAACACAGCAGCCAUGGAGGCUGCAUGUCAAUGGUUCGUUUUCGCAGCCGACCGGCUUUGGGCCAAUGUGGUCAACAACCGCCAAUAUCCCAAGCAGGCCGGUGCCGGACCGGGCAAACGCUACAGUGAGAAGGAGUGGACUGGGUACUCGAGGGAGCGAUGGGCAAUCUGGGAAAAUGCGCUGAAAGAGGCCCAGGAGGCAUGUCAAGAUCCGCGGAUGGCCAAGCUGAUUAGGCAUGCAUUGGAAAAACUCAUAAAGAGCACUCGGGCGAUCAAUGGAGAUUAG
Penicillium diatomitis is the source of this 888-nucleotide messenger RNA. RefSeq names its product DUF3632 domain-containing protein. The transcript has 2 exons. Bases 1 to 888 code for a protein of 295 amino acids. Lineage: Eukaryota; Fungi; Ascomycota; Eurotiomycetes; Eurotiales; Aspergillaceae. The record is from RefSeq and is a predicted model, not a curated record.